Messenger RNA from Dibothriocephalus latus, 333 nucleotides. Lineage: Eukaryota; Metazoa; Platyhelminthes; Cestoda; Diphyllobothriidea; Diphyllobothriidae. The record is from the annotation of a GenBank genome assembly.
CUUGUAGCUAGCGACGAGGCAGGCGACGUCACUGCUUCGGUCAGUUUCCCCGUCAGCGACUACGAACCCACGGCCUGGCACUUUGCUGAAAUCGAUGUCGCCUCAGACGACAUGGGAGUCAUAAUGUCUGUAAAGAAACAGGGCGAAGAGGAAUCUAACCUGCUUCUGACACCCUUCUCGAGCCUGGAGGCCGUCUACUAUGCUUACGACAACGUGCCGCCGUUCACGGGUUGUCUACGAAAUAUGCACAUCUCAGUGGACGAUUCAGUGGGAACUCCGAUGUCAUUCCCCGAGGGAACCCCGAAUAUCGUCCUCGGUGUCUGUCCUCUCUGA